GUCAUGCAGCUUAGCCGCCUGUACUUGACAAAAAGUGAUAAUAUGCUGACAUGAGUUGCUCAAGGUUUCAGUUUGAAACAAAAGAAGAGAUGACACUUAAUUUAGAAGGCGCUAAAGUUCUGGACUCUACUUACUCUAGCAGGUAGGGUCAUGAAUUGGACUAUUCCGGACGCCUGAGCUGUUCUACAUCAGAACCUGUCUGUAUUCCGAACACCAUGAAGACUCUAGGACUUUUGUUGCUUGUUGUUGCAGUGUCGCUUGAUAAAGGUGCAACAUGUAAUGUCUCGAGUCCACAAUGUUACAAAAAUACAACUCGGCCCGAUGAUGAUUUCUUGUGUAAAUGGGAGGACCUAGACCGUUCUCCAGAUGCUAUUUAUACUAUUUUUAUGCGGAGUUCAUCUGUUAAUGAUACCUCAUAUGCUAAACAGUUCAGUUCUGGCAAACAGUUGUUCAAAGUGCUCCCUGUAGAAGAUCUGGUCACAGAACGUCCUUUGGACAUAUGGGUGCUCAGGCAAGUAUCCAAUGUGACCUGCAGCUCACCAACCAUCUCUGUGUUCCUGAGCAAUUCAGUUAAAUAUAGUUCACCCAAUAUAACACAAAGAACAAGGUCAGCUGAAAAUAUCAAAUUAAGCUGGCCAAGAGUGAAUGACAACAAAGGUGCUAUUCAUGAGAUCCGAUGGAGGAAGAUUAAUAAUACGUGGAAGAACACAACCUUUAAGACAGAGGAUGACAAAAAUAACGGUAUUUGGGACUCCUACACGUUGCAGCUACAAAAGCUGACAGUGUACCAAGUUCAGAUACGACGGAAGGCCAUGCAGAGCCUCCUCUGGAGUGACUGGAGCCAGACCGCUGACAUUCCUACUGAAAUUCAACAACCUGCUGUGUGCUGGAAUAAGACAAAGAAGGAAAACACAGAAAAAUGGAAAAUUGAGCUCAAAUGGGAUAAACCACCCCAUGAAGCCUCUUUUGGAGGCGUCUCAUACGAAGUGACUGUCAAUUUACCAUGUAAAAAGACAACAAAUAAAUCGAUUAAGAGUAACACUUUUACAUUUGUGGCUACUGACUCUGAAGCCAGGGUGUCUAUCGUGGCUAUAAACAAAGUCGGAAAAUCGCCACCUCUGGAUAUCAUCAUUCCACCUGUUGAGCAUCUCAAAUACUGCAACAGGGAUUCGUUACCAAAACAUAAAAGGUACUGCUUGGAGUGGUAUAAACUCCUAGAUGGUGAGACCCGGCCAGGAACGGUAAACAUCACACGUUCCAAAACACUUGAGGAGAUUAAAAAUGGUAUGGAGAAGUUUGUGCGUUACUACUACUUUAUUCACGCUGGAGGAAAACAUAAACAUCACUGUCCUAUUUAUUCUACAGAAGGUGCACCUAGAUCGGAGCCAAAAAACAUCACAGUUUUAAAUAUCACACAUGAUUCAGCCGUGCUCUGGUGGAACCCGAUUCCAGUGCAGGAACAGCAAGGGUUCCUGAUGUAUUACAAUAUAUGGAUUUCAAGAGAGGGCUAUAACGAUACAGGCUACCAUCAAGUGCCAGCAAACAAAACCAGCUUCCUUCUCAGGAACCUUGCCACAGGCUCCUUUUACACAAUUAGUAUCGCUGGAGGAACUAAAAUCGGAGCAGGGCCCAAUUCCACCAGGACCUUCUACACUCUCAGCACCGCUUUACCUGACACUGGGCGGAAGACGGCCAAGAUCAUUUUAAUCGUGUGUGCAGUUGUGCUUCUGUUUUCAAUCGCACUAUCUAUUGCUAUCAGAAGGCUAAGGAGUAAGCUGUUACCAACAAUCCCAAGUCCUGUGAUCUCUGCAUCAGCCAUGCCUCAUAUGGACAACCAGAAUAUGAAGACAGUGACAGAAGAGGUGGACGACGUCAUUCUCUUGUGCCGAGAUGUUCAGGAUAAACACGGUCCUUCGUCCAAACAGAAACAGAGCACUUCACUACAAGAUUGUGAGCUCAGGCUGCAUGAGGAUAAGGAAGAAGAAGAUGAAGAAGAUGAUGAAGAAAUUCCUUUCACUUGCUUUACCUCUGUUGACAAACCAAGUUCUUAUCCAAACCCUAAUUAUAAAGGACAGUUGCUUCGGUUUCCUGAGCUCCUGGAGAUCUCAGACAAAGGCCAGGUGGAAAGCUGUGAGGUCGGCACACCCUUAUACAAAAACGGCCUGUUUUUUGAAACUAAAGGUUUGGACGGUGAAGAAAUAUCAGUGCAGUUAUAGCCCAUUGUUUACUGGAAGCAUUAUUGUAGCAGUGUGACUGCUGAAUGAAUGGCCCAGCUGUGUUCAUGUUACAGAAACGCUCAUGUCUUGAACUUGGACAACAAAACACAAAUGUGCAGUAUAUGUCUGAGAAUAUAUAAGACAUGAUGCCAUUCAAGUACUAAUAUACGAAGUAAUGAAAAUAAACAACACAAAUCAAACACACACAAAAAGGUUUUAGACAUCUCCAAAUUAUUCUUUUUUAUACUUUGUUGUCUAACAUGUGACAUUGGAAAUAACCAGGUUCUGAGAAAUGUUCUGACAACUUCUCAGCAAAAUGUUCAGUUGGUGGUGAUUACUCACUCUAACACCCGGUUGUGGUCAUAGGUAUGGGUUUACUGUUCAGGCUGUGAGUAAAAAAGCACAGCUUCAAAGACUGUGCAUGAGAUUACAUUUGAACGGGGAAAAAGACUUUUAACAUUGCACCGAAAAUAUGUAACGCUGUAAAAUGAACGUCAGCUGAAACUAAAUAUAGUUCUGAAGAUUUGGCAGCUUGGCAGCACAGAUCUCCCCACAGAUCAGAUAAGAAGCAAGAGGAAAUUAUUAAAUUGCAUCUGAUUUGACGUUGGAUGUAGUGGUUUAACCAUAGUUUCAAUGUUAUGUCUUUCAGGAGCCAAUUAAAAACUUGUAAGUCAA
This is a messenger RNA of Clarias gariepinus (North African catfish), 2891 nucleotides long. It is a transcript of the gene il12rb1, whose product is annotated as interleukin 12 receptor subunit beta 1. Gene Ontology annotation, cellular component: external side of plasma membrane. Gene Ontology annotation, molecular function: protein binding; cytokine receptor activity. The transcript has 15 exons. NCBI's taxonomy places the organism in Eukaryota, Metazoa, Chordata, Actinopteri, Siluriformes, Clariidae. The record is from RefSeq and is a predicted model, not a curated record. Bases 216 to 2216 code for a protein of 666 amino acids. Gene Ontology annotation, biological process: cytokine-mediated signaling pathway.